This is a messenger RNA of Haliotis rufescens (red abalone), 372 nucleotides long. Its product is annotated as serine-rich 25 kDa antigen protein-like. Lineage: Eukaryota; Metazoa; Mollusca; Gastropoda; Lepetellida; Haliotidae. The coding region runs from base 1 to 372 and encodes 123 amino acids. The transcript is spliced from 2 exons. The record is from RefSeq and is a predicted model, not a curated record.
AUGUAUGACAACGAGGAACCAGUCAAUGAUACUCAGCUUGACAGCAACAAUUCCCCAUCAACAAGUUCAACUUACCAGGCUACUGAUCAAUCACCUCCACAACAGAAAGACAAGCCAGAUUCAGAGCCUGGAACAUCCGAUGCCGUAUUGCCACCAGACAAGCCAGAUUCAGAGCCUGGAACAUCCGAUGCCGUAUUGCCACCAGACAAGCCAGAUUCAGAGCCUGGAACAUCCGAUGUAGUAUUGCCACCAGACAAGCCAGAUUCAGAGCCUGGAACAUCCGAUGCAGUAUUGCCACCAGACAAGCCAGAUUCAGAGCCUGGAACAUCCGAUGCCGUAUUGCCACCAGACAAGCCAGAUUCAGAGCCUUGA